Mastomys coucha (southern multimammate mouse) is the source of this 5084-nucleotide messenger RNA. It is a transcript of the gene Sec24b, whose product is annotated as SEC24 homolog B, COPII coat complex component. Gene Ontology annotation, molecular function: zinc ion binding; SNARE binding. The transcript is spliced from 25 exons. Gene Ontology annotation, biological process: intracellular protein transport; COPII-coated vesicle cargo loading; endoplasmic reticulum to Golgi vesicle-mediated transport. The record is from RefSeq and is a predicted model, not a curated record. Lineage: Eukaryota; Metazoa; Chordata; Mammalia; Rodentia; Muridae. The coding region runs from base 103 to 3954 and encodes 1283 amino acids. Gene Ontology annotation, cellular component: endoplasmic reticulum exit site; COPII vesicle coat.
UUCCUCUUCCUCUUCCUCCGCGGCCCCGCCUUCCUUCCCUCCGCCCAUCUCCCGCCGCGGAGGAGCCGCCGCUGCCAGCCGCCAGCCGCCAGCCGCGCCGUCAUGUCGGCCCCCGCCGGGUCCCCUCACCCGGCUGCCGGCGCCCGGAUGCCGCCCAAGCUCGGCGGAGCAGUCUCCGGCCUGGCGCCGCCGCAGCACAACGGUCCAGCACAGAGUCAAAUGCAAGUUCCAUCUGGUUAUGGGUUGCCUCAUCAAAACUAUAUGGUCCCCUCAGGACAUUACUCUCAAGGACCUGGGAAAAUGACCUCCUUGCCAUUGGAUAACCAGUGUGAUAAUUACUACUCUCGUCCAUAUACAGUACCAACACAAAAUGUGGGGACUCCCAGCUCAGCAAGCCAACCAGGAGCACAGCAGAUGUAUGGAAGAGGUCCUCCCGCCCCUCACAUGGGGGGAUCCACGCCAGGAUCUUUCCAAGGAGCUCCAGCAUCAGCAUCCCAUUCCUACACGAGUGCCUCCCAGCCCUAUUCCUCUCUUGGGAAUCGCUACACUAGUCCUGCCACAUACUCUGCCAAUGCUUCUGUUGCUUCUCAGGGAUACCCCUCCACCUGUAGUCACUAUCCCAUCUCAACUGUGUCUAAUGUCGUGUAUCCUAACGUUUCAUAUCCCUCCCUGCCGGCCAGUGAGCCAUAUGGGCAGAUGUUUACCUCACAGAGUGCUCCUCCGCCUGCCAGGCCAGUCAAAGAGUCAUACUCUGGCCCGAGCACAGCUCUUACCUACCCGUCGAGACCUCCACCUCCACCUUCCCAGCACCACCAGCAGCAGCAGCAGAGUCAUUCAGGAUAUAGUUCUCUACCAUGGUCAGGUCCAGGCGUUCCACCAGCCCAAGACAGCCUCAUCCGAAACCAAAUGGGAUCCUUGGCUACAGCCAACAGCCACCCAACAAAUAACGAAAAUGUCCAACCCCCCAUGUCCAGCUCUGUAGUAUCCACGGUUUUGCCAGGACCCUCAUCAGCAAGAAUGCCACCUGUUCCAAGUCAUCCAGUUGGGCCUGUGCCCUCUGCUCCACCACCCCCAGAGCAAAUGCACACAAAAGUCAGGUUUCCAGUACCUAGCCUUGCUGGAUGUGGCAAGUGGCGCCCUGUGAACAGAGACCCUGGACUGUGGGGAACUUGCAUCGGUCGGAUGAGGGAACGCCCCCCAGAGAAGUUCGCAAAUAAAGGCAUGCAGUAUGGUGACUAUGUUAAUAAUCAAGCUAGCUCCACACCAACUCCCUUGUCAUCAGCUUCCGAUGAUGAGGAAGAGGAGGAUGAGGAUGAGGAAGCAGGUGUUGACAGCUCUUCUACCACAAGCAGCGCUUCGCCCUUGCCCAACAGUUACGAUGCCUUGGAAGGAGGCAGCUACCCAGAUAUGCAUUCUUCUUCAGCAAGCAGCCCUGUUCCUGAUCGUGCCCCAGAACCUAACUCCACCCUCGCCCAGGCUCUUUCUGCAGCCCCCACUCCCCCUGCAGCUCAGCCAGCAAAGGUAGCCAAGCCUUUUGGCUACGGCUACCCAACCCUGCAGCCCGCCUACCAGAAUGCAGCACCAGCACCCACGCCCACAGCACAGCCCAGCCCAGUGUAUUCUGGAUAUCCUCAGCAUUACCCAGGUGUGAACCAGCUGUCCUCAGGCCUAGGAGGACUAAGCCUGCAGAGCUCUCCACAGCCAGAAAGCCUAAGGCCUGUCAACCUCACCCAGGAGAAGAAUAUCUUACCGGCCACUCCUGUGUGGGCUCCUGUACCUAACUUGAGUGCAGAACUCAACAAGUUAAACUGUAGCCCAGAUUCGUUUCGAUGUACCUUGACCAAUAUCCCGCAGACACAGGCUUUACUGAAUAAAGCUAAGCUUCCUUUAGGAUUGCUGUUGCAUCCCUUCAGAGACCUGACGCAAUUGCCAGUGAUAACCUCAAACACCAUCGUGAGGUGCCGGUCCUGUCGGACGUACAUCAACCCUUUCGUUUCCUUCAUUGAUCAGCGAAGAUGGAAAUGCAACCUGUGCUACCGAGUUAAUGAUGUUCCAGAAGAGUUUUUGUACAACCCCCUGACUCGGUCUUACGGAGAGCCUCAUAAGCGGCCAGAAGUUCAGAAUUCCACUGUGGAGUUCAUCGCUUCCUCAGACUACAUGCUCCGGCCUCCUCAGCCUGCGGUCUACUUGUUUGUUUUAGAUGUGUCUCAUAACGCAGUGGAAGCUGGGUAUUUGACAGUUUUAUGCCAGUCCUUAUUAGAAAACUUAGACAAGCUUCCUGGAGAUUCACGAACAAGAAUAGGAUUCAUGACUUUUGACAGCACCAUUCAUUUCUACAAUCUACAAGAAGGGUUAUCCCAGCCUCAGAUGUUGAUUGUCUCUGAUAUAGAUGAUGUUUUUCUGCCCACACCGGAUAGCCUGCUUGUGAAUCUAUAUGAAAGUAAAGAGCUUAUAAAAGACUUACUGAAUGCAUUACCAAGUAUGUUCAUCAACACCAGAGAGACGCACAGUGCCCUUGGACCGGCGCUGCAGGCCGCCUUCAAGCUGAUGUCCCCCACGGGCGGCCGGGUGUCUGUGUUUCAGACCCAGUUACCUUCCUUGGGGGCAGGACUCCUGCAGUCCAGAGAAGAUCCGAAUCAGAGAUCCAGUACCAAGGUGGUGCACCAUCUUGGCCCUGCAACCGAUUUCUAUAAGAAGCUUGCUUUAGAUUGCUCAGGACAGCAAACUGCAGUGGAUUUGUUCCUUCUAAGUUCACAGUAUUCUGACCUUGCCUCUCUGGCUUGCAUGUCCAAGUACUCUGCAGGGUGCGUGUUCUACUAUCCAUCUUUCCACUCCACCCACAAUCCUUCGCAAGCAGAAAAGUUACAGAAAGACCUCAAACGGUACCUCACUAGGAAGAUUGGAUUUGAAGCCGUUAUGAGAAUAAGAUGCACUAAAGGACUUUCAAUGCACACUUUCCACGGGAACUUCUUUGUCCGUUCCACUGACUUGCUGUCUCUUGCCAACAUCAAUCCUGAUGCUGGAUUUGCAGUACAGUUGUCGAUUGAAGAAAGUCUGACAGACACUUCCCUGGUGUGCUUUCAGACGGCCCUGUUAUACACAUCAAGCAAAGGCGAACGGAGAAUUCGAGUGCAUACACUGUGCUUGCCAGUCGUAAGUUCACUCGCCGAUGUAUAUGCAGGAGUAGAUGUGCAAGCUGCCAUCUGCCUUCUGGCCAACAUGGCCGUGGAUCGCUCAGUGUCAUCGAGCCUGUCGGAUGCCAGAGAUGCCCUGGUGAAUGCUGUAGUGGAUCCCCUGUCUGCCUACGGCUCUGCAGUGUCAAGUGUGCCCCGCUCCACCCUGACAGCACCGAGCUCACUUAAGCUGCUACCACUCUAUGUUUUGGCACUUCUCAAACAGAAAGCAUUUAGAACAGGCACAAGCACACGCCUGGAUGACCGUGUGUAUGCCAUGUGCCAGAUGAAGUCGCAGCCACUCGUGCAUCUCAUGAAAAUGAUUCAUCCCAACCUAUACCGGAUAGACAGGCUGACAGACGAGGGCGCCAUACAUGUUAAUGACAGAGUGGUGCCUCAGCCACCUCUUCAGAAACUGUCUGCAGAGAAGCUGACCAGAGAAGGCGCGUUCCUCAUGGACUGCGGCUCAGUUUUCUACAUUUGGAUUGGCAAAGGCUGUGACAGUAACUUCAUAGAGAAUGUGCUUGGGUACCCUGAUUUUGCAUCAAUACCACAAAAAAUGACUCAUCUUCCAGAGCUAGACACACUUCCUUCAGAAAGAACUAGAUCCUUUGUGACUUGGCUUAGAGACAGCCGACCAUUGAGCCCUGUCCUUCACUUGGUAAAAGAUGAGAGUCCUGCCAAAACAGACUUUUUUCAGCAUUUGAUUGAGGACCGCACGGAAGCCGCGUUCUCCUACUAUGAGUUUCUGAUUCAUAUUCAGCAGCAGAUUUGUAAGUGAGCCAAACAAAGCUGGGUCAGAUGAAGUGCUCCUCAGCCAGGGGGAGCUCAGCCGUCGGAGCACACCAGGGACUUGACCAAGGUAUUUGCUGUUGGAAGAACGAUGCACAUCACUCUGUCUGAGGCUGGGGAAGAGAGAGCAAAGCAGAGCAGAGCCCCUCCAAGGACGCUCGCUGACGCAGCCAGCGCAAGGAUGGAGGCAGAUUCUAUGUCCUCUCAGAGGAGCAGUGGCGCAGUGCUCUCCUGCCAGCCAGCAGACCUGAGGACCACGGAAUGACAUGUCAUGAUCUAAAACUAGAUAAAGUCAUCGUACAGUUAACAUUUCUGGACCUGAACUCUGACAAGAGAUGCCAAGGGGCAGCGGUCCUGUGGUACUCUUUGUAUGAAUUACUUUUUAAAGGAAUGAUUCAUGUUCAUUAAAUGAAUUCAACAUUUUCCCUGUAAAGACAAUAGAGUUUCAGUACAUGAACUAUAGAAAAAUAUAUAUAAUGUACAAAAGUGUUACAUUUGUAAAGAAAAUGUAAAAUGUAACUAAGAAUAUGAUUGCUUAAACUGUGCUGCAUUGUUGGAUGACAACUCUGUCACAGUGACGGAAUGAGGUUGACUAAUGCAUAUUAUGAAUUGAGUCCACAAAAGAAACAUGAAACUUUGUAAUUCUGUUAAAUCUUUUAUGUGGAUUUAUUUAUGAUCAGCCUACUAAUUAAAAAUAUUUUGCUUGACAGUUGGUUUGGUGUUUGUCUGUUUGUAGGAGCUUUUUGGUUUUGGUGGUAUCGGUGAUAUUUUUAAACAGUAGGGAUCUUAAAUUUGCUGCUUGGAGAAAAUGCAACACCAAGUUUCAUUCAUCAGUGAAUGAAUACAUUGUUUGUGGAUACUACCAAGUGAUUACUGUUUGUAUUCUAAAAACAUGAUGUUAUUUUCAGAAUACAUUUAAUGACUAAGCAUAAUCUUAAAUCUCAUUUAAAUUAAGGAUUUUUUUCCUACCUAUUUGUAAUGAGAACUUUUUAAGAACAUGUGACUUUCCUUUUUAAUUGACUUGACAAUUAUCAUAUUGAACUUUGAGAGAUUUUUGUUCUGAUCAAGAAUUCUGUCAUUCACAGCAGGUUAUUUGCUAUAAAAAUUGAUGAUGAUCCA